Messenger RNA from Coccomyxa subellipsoidea C-169, 607 nucleotides. Its product is annotated as DUF167-domain-containing protein. Lineage: Eukaryota; Viridiplantae; Chlorophyta; Trebouxiophyceae; Coccomyxaceae. Bases 132 to 494 code for a protein of 120 amino acids. The record is from RefSeq and is a predicted model, not a curated record. The transcript is spliced from 2 exons.
GGCCAAAUUCUCUCAUGGUCAUCAGAUGAGCAUUGAUGAGAUUCAUCACAUACAGGAUCGGUUGUCACCUCGCACACUGGCAUCCUUUGUGUGUACGUCCACCCAGGCAUGGACAGGCAGCGGUCCAUUGUAUGAAAAGCAGCAGCAAAAGUAAACCGAAGGAAGGUCUCCCAGAGACUACAAAAAAUCUACCGACAUAUGUAAAACAACUAUCAGAAGACUCGGUGUCGAUCAGUGUCCAUUGCAAACCGGGCUCAAAAGUGAACAGCUUCAGCAUCACAGAAGGAUCGGUGAGCCUGGCCAUCUCUGCACCGGCAAGAGAAGGAGAAGCAAAUGCAGCGGCAGCUCUGUUUCUUGCUGAAGUGUUGGGGGUCAAGAAACGACAAGUAGAGUUGGCGAUAGGAUCCAGAUCUCGGGAGAAAGUAUUCAAAGUCCACGGUCUGGACAGUGAUACAGCCCUGACAAGGCUAAUGCAGGCAUCAGGGCAGUCUUGAGUGAUGGGCUACCCACCUUCAGCAAUGUAUAGCAUCCGAGCAAUCAAUCACUUUUAAGGUAUCAAUGAAUGUAUGCACAUGCCCUCAGGGCUGCUGUUGAAAAAAACUGACGC